Molecule: messenger RNA, 1905 nt
Organism: Alnus glutinosa
Lineage: Eukaryota; Viridiplantae; Streptophyta; Magnoliopsida; Fagales; Betulaceae
Product: aspartic proteinase-like
Exons: 14
Coding region: 177-1646 (489 amino acids)
Biological process (GO): proteolysis; lipid metabolic process
Molecular function (GO): aspartic-type endopeptidase activity
Source: RefSeq, a predicted model, not a curated record
AUGAAGAUAUUUAUGGUUGUCGUUGAAGAUAAAAAAUUGAGGCUUGAAGCCUGAAGGCUCACCAAUAUAUGCCGAUAGAGUGCCUAGAAAAUACUCACAGUGCUUCUUAUCUCAGCUUUAGGCUUUAGCAGCAGCAUCUUUACUUCCUUCAAGCUUAGUAAGGGAUUUAACUGAACAUGGGGCAUAAGUAUUUUUCUGUGGCUUUCUUUUUAUGGGCUUUAACAUGCUCACUUCUUCCUGCUUCUUCUGAUGGCCUUGUGAGGAUUGGUUUGAAGAAGCGCCGCCUGGACCUUCACAGUAUCAAUGCUGCCAGAAUGGUAAGAGCAGAGGGUGUAAUUGACAUGCGUCGUUCGAAUGAAGAUAUAGUACCUCUGAAGAACUAUUUGGAUGCUCAAUAUUUCGGAGAGAUUGGAAUUGGCACGCCCCCUCAGACAUUCACAGUCAUAUUUGAUACUGGCAGUUCCAAUCUGUGGGUUCCAUCAUCAAAAUGCUAUUUUUCUAUUGCUUGCUAUUUCCAUAUUAGGUACAAGUCAAGAACAUCCUGCGAAAUAAAUUAUGGGUCUGGAUCGAUUUCGGGUUUCUUCAGUGAAGACAAUGUUGAAGUUGGGGAUCUUGUUGUCAAGGAUCAAGCUUUCAUUGAGGCUACAAGAGAGGGCAGUUUCACAUUUGUGUUAGCGAGGUUUGAUGGAAUACUAGGGCUUGGAUUCCAGGAGAUUUCGGUUGGGAAUGCUGUGCCAGUGUGGUACAAUAUGGUGCAGCAAGGGCUUGUAAAGGAGGAGGUUUUCUCAUUCUGGCUUAACCGUGAUCCGGAUGCAAAAGAGGGAGGUGAAAUUGUCUUUGGCGGUGUUGAUCAUAAGCACUUCAAAGGAACUCAUACUUAUAUUCCAGUCACUAAAAAGGGCUACUGGCAGUUUGAAAUGGGAGAUUUUCUAGUUGGGAACCAUUCAACAGGCAUUUGCAAGGGGGGAUGUGCUGCUAUUGUGGAUUCAGGAACGUCCUUACUUGCUGGUCCAACUUCUAUUGUGACUGAAAUCAACCACGCUAUUGGAGCUGAAGGAAUUGUGAGCGCCGAAUGUAAGGAAGUUGUAACUCAUUAUGGAGACUUAAUUUGGGAUCUCUUGAUAUCUGAGGUACGACCCGGCAAAAUAUGUUCACAGCUCGGUUUGUGUCUUUCUAAUGGGGUAGAGCGUGUCAGCUCUGGAAUUGAAACAGUGGUUGAAAAGGAAAACAGGAAGGUAUCAUCGCCUGGGAAUGAUCUGUCGUGCGCGUUUUGUGAGAUGGCUGUUAUUUGGAUCCAGAAUCAACUAAGGGAAAAGGGAACAAAGGACCAAGUACUUAAAUAUGUGAAUGAGCUCUGUGAGAGCCUGCCAAGUCCAUCGGGUGAAUCAGUAAUAGAAUGUGAUAGCAUUUCAAACAUGCCAGACAUUGCAUUCACCAUUGGGAACAAAUCUUUUGUCCUCACUCCAGAACAGUACAUUCUGAGAACUGGAGACGGCAUUGCUACUGUUUGCAUCAGUGGAUUUAUGGCUAUAGAUAUCGCUCCUCCACUGGGUCCUCUGUGGAUUCUUGGAGAUGUAUUUAUGGGGGUUUACCACACAGUGUUUGACUUUGGUAAUCUUCAGCUGGGUUUUGCUGAGGCUGCUUAGAGUUUGCAUCUGUCGUGUUCUGGCGGCGGUGAUCAUACUUCCAAGAAAUCUACAUGUAUCCUAGUUUGUGGUUAAAUAAUGUAAUUUAUGCAACUCCAUAACGGUUAACAGAUAAUGAUUAUGAAUAUGUUGAGGUGCCUAUGUAUAUAUAUUUGCAAUGUAAUACAAGUUAUCCUGUACUAUAUACAUGCUGAACAAUUUUCCUUGGAUAUAUUGAGGGAUUCAUAUAUCUAGCAAAAGUUUGGCCUUCACGUCUCAA